AUGGAAGAAGAUCUUUUGCAUCAAGUCGUCUGUUUCCUGAAAACAGAAAAAGACGCGUCGCGCUUCCUUCGGGUAUCUAAGAAGUGUCGGCGAGUUCUUUCACUCUUUGAAUAUAACCCAGUCACUCUUACUACUGUUCAGUCACUAUCAAUGUUCCCUAACAUGAAGGUACAACGACUUUAUCAUAAGUCCGACACUUUACUUGAUGGAUUUAAAGGAGAAGCGGUCUUUUGGUCUAACAACAGAACACUUAUGAAGUCGAAGUUACCAAUCACCUUCAAAAACGUUCGUUACGAGCGAAAAGACCACGACAAUUGCCACGACAACAUUCCCCCUUAUAUCAAACAACUUGCACACGGGUGCUUUUAUUAUUCCCAAAACACGACAAUCACUUUUCCGUCGUGUCUGUCGUCGAUUGGAGCAGACUGCUUCUAUUAUACUCCACUCAGACAAGUCGACUUGUCACGAAUUGCUAUUUUGGAUGAAAGAUCAUUUGGAAUGUGCACGUCGCUGUCGUACAUUAAACCAUCACAUAUGAUCACCACAAUACCCCCUUAUUGUUUUCAGGGGUGCUCCUCUUUAACUUCAUUUGACUUGAAAGUGGUUGAACGGAUUGGAGACUCUGCUUUUGAGAAUUGCGUGUCGUUGAAGACCAUAGAGAUAUCAACCAACUUGUCUUCGAUUUCUCUCAAUUCAUUUAAAAAGUGCACUUCACUGAGAGAAGUCACUGGAGGCGUUCAGAAAUAUUGCGGAGAUGUGUCGGCGACCCUUUUCAAGUUAUUUGGCGACAACAAGAUCAAGUGCACGGGACGAGUAUUUUAUAUUGGCGAUGAUAAGACGGUCUUUGGCAACAUCAUUCCCGACGGUGUGAAUGACCAAAGUUGCUUCUUCAACGACAAGGUGAUCAGUUUAGUGAUACCAAAUAGCGUGACUGGGUUGUGUGCGCACACCUUUGAGAGUUGUAGAAAAUUGCGAGAGGUCCAAAUACCAAACGGACUCACAAAACUCCCCAAGUGCUGUUUUAACAAGUGCUUUAAAUUGGAGAAGAUCAAUUUGGUGAACAUCAGAGAGAUUGGGAGCAACUGUUUUAAUGAUUGUAAGAAACUUGAUGAAAUACAAAUUGAAGGAAAUGUGACGUUAAAGGACGGGUGCUUUGAAGACUGCAGUUCACUCUCCAAAGUUGUUAUUAGUGGAAAGGACGACCGGGAGAGUGUCUUUGGCAAACGCGUGUUUGCCGGGUGCACAUCACUUGAAAUCUGUGAGAUCAAAUGUAACUUGAAGGAACUUGAUGAGGAGACGUUUUUCGAGAGUGGUGUGAAGUGUAUUGAACUGCCAAGUUGCUUGACAGUAUUGAAGAAAAAAUGCUUUUCGGGGUGUAAGGAGCUUCAACGCAUCAAUCUGAAGCAUGUGGAAAGUAUAGAGAAAGGAUGUUUUGAGAGAUGUUGUCUUCUCGAAGACAUUGGGUUCACUGUUGUGCCGAAGAGUGAAGAAGAAAAUCCAUUUGCGGACUCACCGAAAUUACGUCUUGAUGGUGAAAAUGAAAGAUAG
Molecule: messenger RNA, 1548 nt
Organism: Entamoeba invadens IP1
Lineage: Eukaryota; Evosea; Mastigamoebida; Endamoebidae
Exons: 1
Coding region: 1-1548 (515 amino acids)
Source: RefSeq, a predicted model, not a curated record